UACACAUCGGACAGCCAAUAAGCUUUCGCUUGUGCCGUAUGGAGGGUCCUUAGCUCUCUCUGUGACUCUCAUCUUACUGUCAGCCAAAUCAAAGACCUCUUCUUCUUCAAUCCAGAAUUUGUUUUGCCUUUUGUUCAGCCACUGAUCCAUCCAGUCGUUUAAGCUCUCUCUUUCUUUCUUUUGCUCUGGUUUUGGGUAUCUCAGACUUUGAAGGGAAGAACUGAAAAAAAAGGUAACAUGGCUUUAAAUCCACUCUUGCUUUGUACAUUGACUAGUUUAGUUUACUAAUUUCUGGGGUUUUACCCAUAAUCUCACAGAAAGGCACGGAUUUUAAUUUACAUUUUACAAUUUUAUAUUACUUUUCAGCAAAAGCAUGAAUAUCUGGUUUUUCCAUUUUAUUGCUGGGUUUCUUUCUGUCUCUUGUUUUGAAAUUUUGAUUUAAAUUUAACUGGUAUUAAUUCUGUUAUUUACUUGCAUUGAAUUUCCCCACAAAACCCUUUAUUUCUUUUUAGCACACAGAGAAUCAAGGCUCAUCAAUUUGAAUUUCUUUUUUCUAGUUUUAUUUCAAAGUUCUAAAACCAUUUGUCCUGAAAUAUGUAAAACCCACCAUCAAAUUGUUUUAUUUUGUUUUGUUUUAUUUUAUUUUAUAAUUCCUCAGCUGUUUGCUGUGAUUCGGGUUCUGAAUUUCUGUAGAUAUGAUGAUUGCAACUUGAUCAGUAGAUUAGUCUUUAAUUUUCUUUAGUUGUCUGACCUGAAACAAGUUCUAUGCUUAGUGGUAAAGUUUCAGUUUUGUACAUCUGUCUUUUAAUUAGAUAUGCUAAACCCUUUACCAGGGAUGUUAAUAUUUAACAAAUUCUUCAGCUUCACAUCAUUUAAUUUUUUAGUGUAUCCACUGAUUAAUUGUUAUCUGAGAAUAGUGAAAUUUUCGUUGUAAUUUAUUUCAUGGCGCUUGCUUAUAACAUGUUUUCUGGGCAGAAAAACCUUUAUUUUAAGGGAUGCUUGAUUAAAUUAAGAAGGUUUCAAGUUAAAUCUUUCAGCUACUUCUGCUGGAUUUGUUUUCUCAUUAAGGGUGGACAGCUUUUGUUUUGGUGCUUCUUGGUCCUCUUUUCAGGUUUAAAAUAAACCUUUAAAAGUGAUUUUCUUUGUGAAUUGUGAUGUCACCGCCACUGCUUGGUGUUGGUGAGGAGGAGGGUCAGAGCGAUGUUACAUUUUUGUCUUCUUCGGGUUCUAUGGAGAGUGUAUGCCAAAACAGCUUGGAAUUGAAGGAGCAAAAUUACAUGGGAUUAUCUGAUUGUUCUUCAGUAGGCAGUUCAAAGGUCUCUACUGCCUCUGAUGGAAGUAAAAGUAGUCUGAAUUUGAAGGCCACUGAACUUAGACUCGGGCUUCCUGGAUCCCAGUCUCCCGAGAGAGACUCAGAUUUGAGGGUAAUCACCACUCAACUUGAUGAGAAGUCCCUAUUCCCGCUGCAUCCUUUAAAGGAUGGCCACUAUUCUUCAUCGCAGAAAAUAGUUGUUUCGGGAAACAAGAGAGGUUUCUCCGAUGCUAUGGAUGAGUUCUCAGAGGGGAAAUAUGCUAAUUCAGAGGUAAACGUGUUGCUGUCACCCAGACCUUCUCCAAACUUGGGACAAUCUGGUUCUACACUUGAGAUCCUUGGGACUCAACCACCUAAAACAAAAGAGGUGGCACCAGCAAAGGUAUUACAAGAGAGGCCUCAUGCUGUCAAUGAUACCAGACCAAAUCAUACCGGAAAUAGUACUAGCAGUGCACCUGCUUCCAAGGCGCAGGUUGUGGGUUGGCCACCUAUAAGAUCAUUUAGGAAGAAUUCAUUGGCCACUACAUCAAAAAACACUGAGGAAGUAGAUGGAAAAUCGAACCCUGGUGCUCUGUUCGUCAAGGUCAGCUUGGAUGGUGCACCUUAUUUGAGGAAAGUAGAUUUGAAAAAUUACUCCGCAUACCAGGAACUUUCUUCUGCUCUUGAAAAGAUGUUCAGCUGUUUUACCAUAGGUCAAUAUGGAUCUCAUGGAGCUCCAGGCAGAGAGAUUAGCGAAAGCAAGCUGAAAGAUCUGCUUCAUGGCUCAGAAUAUGUUCUAACUUACGAGGACAAAGAUGGUGAUUGGAUGCUUGUGGGCGAUGUUCCUUGGGACAUGUUUACUGAUACCUGCAAAAGGAUGAGGAUUAUGAAGAGCUCAGAUGCCAUCGGCCUAGCUCCGAGGGCCAUGGAGAAGUGCAGGAACAGGAACUAGCCAUUAAUAUACAUUGUGAUGCCUUCCAUCUAACAGUCUAUGAAUUUGGAAUGAAGGUAAGGCCUAAAUACAGGCAACCAGGUUACUUGGAGUGCAAGGAUUUGUAGAUCUUGGGGCUGGACGGGACGUCACAGGUGGCUGGUCUUAUUAUCUUAUUGCUACAUCUGUGUUUUUUGUUUACCAUGGAUUCAUGUUUUUGAGAGUUCUGUGUCUAACUUAUUGACGUUAUCAAAACUACCGAAAGUCAAAUCUCUGAAGUUGUAUGUGCACAGGUUCCUGUUCCCAUGCAGGAUCCUCAAGUUUGUGAAGUGCCAAUUGUCUGUGAACCCUUUGUUAUGAAUGCGUGUAUGAUCCAAAAGCUAUGCUGAGUUCUCCUAAGUAACCAUAAUACACGGCUACACUAUAUUUAUAGUGCUUUA
Messenger RNA from Pyrus x bretschneideri (Chinese white pear), 2662 nucleotides. RefSeq names its product auxin-responsive protein IAA8. Gene Ontology annotation, molecular function: protein binding. Gene Ontology annotation, biological process: regulation of DNA-templated transcription. The record is from RefSeq and is a predicted model, not a curated record. Gene Ontology annotation, cellular component: nucleus. Lineage: Eukaryota; Viridiplantae; Streptophyta; Magnoliopsida; Rosales; Rosaceae.